GUGCUUGGUUUUCCUCCAGACAGCAUUCCAAAGACGCUGGAGAUGAAUCUCUUGCCUGCAGAGCUUAAAAUUUACUUGGAAUCUGGAAGCUGGAGGAUGCAGAGAAAGCUGUCACUUUUGUGCUACGCUGGCACCCUUGUGGUUUGCAAUCAGCUUGGAGCCUGGACAGUUGUGUCCCAUGUUCGGGGGCAAAUGCUAUCAACAAAGAGACAGUGGAGAUUCCCAAAGGAGGAACAGAUGAUCAGAAACGUCAGGUGUGCUGGGCACUGGAACAAUCAGGGAAAUAACCAGCUGAAAGCAAAAUGACAUCGAACGAAUCUCUCAACUAUGAUAAAGAUUUGGAAGGAGCCCUAGAUAUUGGAAGUUAUGGAGACCCAGAGUCAACCAUAGCUAGCGAUGAACGGCAGAGCCAGCAGACGGAGAAGAGGAGGUCCAAACUGUAUACAUUUAUUAGACGGUCAACAUAUUGGGGGAUCCACGGAUCAUAUAAUCUGGAAAGGAGGAGGCGGAUGGAAGACAGAGGGCAGGCAGGACGAUACAGCGAGAACAGAAAUCAAUUUCAUGAAACCCCUGCCACACAUUUCCCACCUUUGGUUCCAACCUAUAUCCCACCCAGUCGUGGAGUUGAUGAGACGUAUGUGGAGUUACAGGAGUUAAUCAUGGACCAUAACAAAGAAAAGCAUUGGGUGGAGGUAGCCCACUGGUUAAAGACAGAAGAGGACUACAAGGAUGAUCUCAAAAAGUGGAGUCAACCUCAUCUCUCCUACCUCACUUUCCGCAGCCUUCAGAAACUGCCUUCAGUCUUGAAAAAUGGUACAGUGAUCCUUGACCUUGCAGAAAAAACUCUCCCUGGAAUCUGCUGCCAAGUCAUUGAUCAGUUGAUUUAUGAUGAACAUCUAAAGCCUGAUUAUAGAGAGGAGGUAUUGCGGGCACUUCUCCUGCGUCACAGUCAUCCUGAUGAGGGGGACCCUGAGAGUGGACAACCUCUGAUACAUCAGGUAGAGAUGAAAACAAUUCCACCGAAGGCUCCCCUCAAAGAGAAUUUGGCAAAGCAGCUACCAGAGAAUACAGAAGCCUCUUUGGUUUUGGUGGGCUGCACUGACUUUCUGGAGACCCCAACACUUGCUUUCGUACGUCUGAAAGAAGCAGUUCCCCUUGACUCAGUUCUUGAGGUUGAUCUGCCCAUCAGGUUCCUCUUCAUUCUUCUUGGUCCUCAAGACUCCUCCAUCAGCUUCCAUGAAGUGGGAAGGGCUGUGUCCAGCAUGAUGGCUGAGAGAGUCUUCCGUUCUGAUAUGUACCUGGCUGGUGCACGCCAGGAUGUCUUGCAAUCCAUUGAUGACUUCCUGGAUUAUUGCAUAGUUCUUCCUCCCAGUGACACUACCAGUGAGCAAUUACUAAAGGAACUUCUACCAGUUCAACAGAACCUGCUGAGGAAGAGAUAUCGGGAAGUGAAAGUGGUGCCUGGUGGGCACAAAGAUGUAAAACCAAAAGAAGAGCCUGCAGAGGACCCCCUGCAAAGGACAGGCAAGCCAUUUGGUGGCCUUGUACGUGAUAUCAAAAGACGUUACCCUAAGUAUCUCAGUGAUAUUCGUGAUGCCCUUAGCCCACAGUGCCUGGCCGCUGUUAUCUUCAUCUACUUUGCUGCACUGUCACCUGCUAUCACAUUUGGAGGUCUAAUGGCUCAGAAGACACAGAACUGGAUGGGUGUACCUGAACUAAUGGUGUCCACCGCCAUCCAGGGUAUACUCUUCUGCCUCCUGGGUGCCCAGCCCCUCCUCAUUCUUGGUUUCUCUGGACCUCUUCUUGUCUUUGAAGAGGCUUUUUUUACUUUCUGUGAGGGACAAGAUAUUGAGUACAUAGUUGGUCGUGUUUGGAUUGGAUUCUGGCUAAUCCUAAUUGUAGUCAUUGUGGUGGCCUGUGACGGAAGCUUCCUGGUCCGCUUCAUAUCCAGAUUCACACAGGAGAUCUUUUCUUUCCUAAUCUCUCUCAUUUUCAUCUAUGAGACGUUUGCCAAUCUGGCCAAGAUUUUCAAGGCACAUCCUCUACAGGGAUAUUACAAUAAAUCAGCUGUGCUUACCAAUGAAGACCCACAGCCAAACACAGCCCUGCUCUCUCUUGUACUUAUGGUGGGAGCAUUUUUCAUUGCUUUCUUCCUGCGUCAGUUCAAGAACAGCAGCUACUUUCCUGGGAAGCUGCGUCGUAUCAUUGGAGACUUUGGUGUACCCAUAGCCAUCCUAUUAAUGGUUACAGCUGAUUUCUUCAUUAAGGAUACAUAUACAAAGAAACUUGCCCUUCCCAAAGGUCUUAGUGUCUCAAAACCAAGUAAUCGAAGUUGGUUCAUUUCACCAUUGGGGCUAGAUGUCGCUUCCAAACCAUUCCCUAUCUGGAUGAUGUUUGCCUCUGUGGUACCUGCAUUGCUGGUUUUCAUCCUCAUAUUCAUGGAAUCUCAGAUUACCACACUAAUUGUCAGUAAACCAGAGAGGAAAGCAGUGAAGGGGUCUGGAUUUCACUUGGAUCUUCUGUUGAUUGUGGUCAUGGGGGGUGUGUGUGCCCUUUUUGGAUUACCCUGGCUCAGUGCCACUACAGUGCGUACCGUCAGCCAUGCCAAUGCACUUACCAUCAUGUCCAAGGGAGAAAAGCCUCAAAUAGAGCGUGUUAUUGAGCAAAGGAUCAGCGGGCUGCUGGUAGCUCUCCUUGUCGGUCUCUCAAUAUUAAUGGAGCCAGUUCUCUCCCUUAUUCCACUGGCGGUUUUGUUUGGUAUUUUCCUGUACAUGGGUGUAACCUCUCUGAAUGGAAUACAGCUGUAUGAUCGGAUCCUACUAACCCUGAAGCCACCUAAAUAUCACCCAAAGGAGCCCUAUGUGACAAGGGUUAAGACCAGUCGUAUGCAUUUAUUCACAUUGGUGCAGGUGAUCUGUCUUGUAGUGCUGUUUGCUGUGAUGUUCACCCCUGCUUCCCUGGCACUGCCCUUCAUUCUUAUCCUUACUGUGCCAGUCCGUAGGUUCAUCCUUGCUCGUAUGUUCUCCAACCUGGAGCUCCAGUGUUUAGAUGGAGAUAAUGCUAUUGUGAACUUUGAAGAAGAAGAAGGUCAAGAUGUCUACAAUGAAGUCUCAAUGCCUGUUUAAACUGCCAAACAUAAUGCUGCCACCAAAAAAUAGUGUUUAAAAACCUCAACAAAAAAAAAACCUCCAAAGCAACAUACUAAAAGUCCACUUGAAGUCUGUAUAAUCUAAAUUAUCCUAAAAUGCACAUAUGGGGAGAUGAAGCCGAAGAGAGAGAGAGAAAGGGAAUAGAAAUAAAAUUCCAACCAAUCAGCUCCUGUAAUUUUUCAAACACAGCCUGUAAAAUGUAGAUUAGGAGCUGAUUGGUACUUUAUCUCUCUCCACUUUAUCUCACUCCAAGUUUUGAUACAUCUCUCCCAUAUUGUUUAACUGCAAUGGGUUUUCCCUACCUAUGCAAACUAUGACCUUUCUGAACUCUAAUUUCUUUUAAAGAUUUUUUUUUUUACUAACUGUGUGUGCUACCUUACAAUUUUAGCAAUAUGAUACAGAAAAAAAGAAGAAAAAUCCAUGUAUUUUUACACAAAAGAAAAACUUGCCUAUUUUUUUAUUUUAUUUUUUUAGUAUACCUAUCAUGAAGACUUUCUAGUCACUUAAAUGCUCCAGUAAGUAAACCUUUUAGCUUAAAACCUGUACCUGUCAUUUCUGCAGAAUUUAUUUUAUUUUAAUGCUAAUGUGUUUUGCUUAAAAAAAAACUAAGUCUGUAAAUAUGCAUAUUCUGAAAAUAUUUAGAUAGAAAUAAAUAAUAUAUUUUACAACAGUCUGAAAAGAU
Messenger RNA from Pseudophryne corroboree (corroboree frog), 3831 nucleotides. RefSeq names its product solute carrier family 4 member 1 (Diego blood group) (gene SLC4A1). NCBI's taxonomy places the organism in Eukaryota, Metazoa, Chordata, Amphibia, Anura, Myobatrachidae. The record is from RefSeq and is a predicted model, not a curated record. The transcript has 23 exons. Gene Ontology annotation, biological process: bicarbonate transport; regulation of intracellular pH; transmembrane transport. Gene Ontology annotation, molecular function: bicarbonate transmembrane transporter activity; solute:inorganic anion antiporter activity; monoatomic anion transmembrane transporter activity. Gene Ontology annotation, cellular component: basolateral plasma membrane; plasma membrane. Bases 303 to 3125 code for a protein of 940 amino acids.